This is a messenger RNA of Drosophila pseudoobscura, 656 nucleotides long. RefSeq names its product lipopolysaccharide-induced tumor necrosis factor-alpha factor homolog. Gene Ontology annotation, molecular function: zinc ion binding. The transcript is spliced from 3 exons. Lineage: Eukaryota; Metazoa; Arthropoda; Insecta; Diptera; Drosophilidae. Bases 241 to 585 code for a protein of 114 amino acids. The record is from RefSeq and is a predicted model, not a curated record.
UCUAAAAUUGAAUACUCUCCUAACCUACAUUACGAUUACGCCCAUUCUCACCCCAUACGUUUAUAUAUGUAAGUACAUAUGAAACCAUUAUAGUAAGUUCAGGGCCACGCGUCGCAAAUUGGAGUGCCCCGAAAUGGGUGGAUAUUAGUGGAAUGGAGGGUUCUUCGUCAUGGCCAGCAGGUGACAUGUGGCCGCAGAUAUAAAGCAAGGCCAGGCCCGCUCCUAUUUGAGCACUCAGCCAUGGACGUGGACCUCAAGAGAACAGCCUACCCUUACAUGGCGUCACCGGGGCCUGUACUUGUUCCAGGAACGCAGCAAAACCCGGUUUUGGUGAUCAAUGCCAAUGGGGAGGCACAGUCCAAGCUGGGACCUGUGGCCCAGAUCCUGUGCUGUCCCCAUUGCCGAUCCACGAUGGAGUCCCGUCUGGAGCCCCGAGUGACGAAGCACACCCAUGCCUUUGCCUUUGCUCUCUGUCUGACGGGCCUUCUCUGCCUGGUGCCGCUGCCCUACUGUCUGAAGAGCUGCCAGAGCGUGGACCACUACUGCAGCCACUGCAAUCGGUUCCUUGGAAAAGCUUCCAGUUAAUCUUUGUUUCAUAAAUAUCAAGAAAAACAUAAAACUUGGCAGAGCCAAGUAUAAACCCACAAAUUUCAGCA